AUGGUGACGCGAAAAGUGUUGAUAGUUAUAGGGAGCCAUUUUGCUCAAAUGCUGUCAUCAGGAAUGAGUUUUUCCUUCGGGAUUUUGUACAGGGAAAUACGACUAGAGUUUGGUACCAGUCAGUCGGACGCUGCGUGGACUGCAUCUAUGUUUAAUUCAUUGCUUGGUUUUGUAGGGUUUCCACUUGGAAUACUGACUCAGAAAACUGGGGAAAGAUGGCUAGCAGUUGCCGGUGCUGUUCUCCUUGCAGUCGGUAUGCUUUCGAGUAUGUUUGCAACAGGGAUGACAGCAAUAUAUUUCACGUAUGGAUUGAUAGCUGGUUUAGGUUCCGGAACCAUACACUACUGUGGAAACACAAUUCUCGGGCCUCACUUUAACGACAAAUGGCGACCAGUAGCAAUGACCGUUGCAAAUGCUGGGAUUCCUUUGAGUACUUUGAUUUUACCACCUGUCAUGACUGUAUUAAUUGAAAAAUUCGACUGGAGAAAGACUUUUAUGUUCCUAAGUCUCUUGUCGUUGAUUGGAAUACCAUCAGGACUGACAUUUUUCCCUCCUGAGAAAGUUACUGUUGAAGGAGACGAGCACAUGGUUGAAGAUCCAUUUGAUUUGAAAACAGCAUUGAUUAAACUGCUGAAAAACAUGAACUACGUCUUGUAUGCAACAGCUUCUUUUGUGGCCUAUUUUGGACUCUUUCUUCCUGCUACUUUCCUACCAGAUCUUAUGUAUGAGGCAGACCGCAGUUCGACGGAAGUUUAUAUCAUAGUGAUGGUUCUCGGGGCUACAGAUUUCUGUGGGCGGCUACUGUUUGGUGCAAUAUCGCAUAAAGUGACAAAACUUAUACCAUUCGUACACAGUUUUGGUUUACUACUGUUUAGUAUAGGGACGGCGUUAUUAACCUUGGCGUCUUCCUUUAUAUCAUUCAUAGCUCUUGCAGCGGUUCUUGGCUUAGGAGCAGGUGGAUUUAAUGGUUUACACAGUGUAAUGGCAGCUCAUGUUGUGCCUGUUAGUCAAAUGAGACUGGCCUAUGGCCUGGUCAUCAGUUUGGGAGGGAUUCCAAUGUUGUCUGGUAUGCCACUUGCAGGCCUGAUUUCAGACUCGUAUGGAAAUCAAAGAGGUGCUUACAUUUUCAGUGCAUGCCUUUUCGGACUUGGGGCGUUAAUAACAUGCCUCAUAGGUAUCAGAGAAAUAUGUGGUCAGUCCAGAAUUUAUGAAUUUGAAGAAACCGAACUUAAAUAUACCGGUAGUCAAACAGAUGAAAAUAAAAUACGUGUAAACAAAAUUCAACAAGUCGUUGAUCAGCACAAAGAUGAGGAUGAGAAGUAGUAAAAAGAAAUAAAAAGAAAUGAAUAUAUGCAUUUUAAUACAGAUUUAGUACAGUACGUACUGUUCAAACCUUGUUCUUAACGAAGGUAAAUUGGAUUCUAUUUUAUAAAACAGGGAAUUAAUAGUUUAAAUGGGUGACAGCGGUGUAAUUUAAAAGUAGAUUGAAAAUGAAAGUCCGUCUAUUCCAUAUGAAGACAUAAUCUCAGACAAUAUGGAUGUAGAUGUAAGAAGUAUUCAUACAACUUUGGAAAAGUUAUUUAUUAACAUUUAGUGUCGUAAAUA
Ruditapes philippinarum (Manila clam) is the source of this 1605-nucleotide messenger RNA. Its product is annotated as monocarboxylate transporter 8-like. The transcript has 6 exons. Gene Ontology annotation, biological process: transmembrane transport. Bases 1 to 1323 code for a protein of 440 amino acids. Gene Ontology annotation, molecular function: monocarboxylic acid transmembrane transporter activity. Lineage: Eukaryota; Metazoa; Mollusca; Bivalvia; Venerida; Veneridae. The record is from RefSeq and is a predicted model, not a curated record.